CGCUCGUACGUCUUUGCUAGAUAGGUGGCGGACAUUCAUCUUCCAUUCCUUCAUGGCGUUGCUGUCGUUUAGUGAAGUGUAGCACGUGGAUGACUGGCUUUCGAAUCUCAUUUGUUUCAUUGUAACAAACAAAUUCGGAGUUCUAUACAUAUUAACUUUGGAGUAGAUCUUCCACGAUGAGCUCAAGUAUCUGUUACCGUUGUAACCGUACUGGUCAUUUCGCUAGAGAAUGUCCUCAGCAAGGAUUUGAUCGUGGAAGUAGUGGCGGUGGUGGUGGCGGAGGAGGUGGUGGCGGUUAUGGAAGAGGAAGAGAAAAGUGCUACAAGUGCAACCGCUUUGGACACUUUGCAAGGGAAUGCAAGGAAGAGCAAGACAGGUGUUACAGAUGCAAUGGAGUUGGGCACAUUGCAAAAGACUGUCACCAGGCAGCAGAUGAACCAUCUUGCUACAACUGCAAUAAAUCGGGCCACAUUGCCCGUGAAUGUCCAGAAUCAAGCUCUCGCAGUGGUGGCGGUGGAGGUGGAGGCGGAGGAUCUUACUCUACUUGUUACAACUGUAAUAAGUCUGGCCACCUGGCCCGAGACUGUCCUGAAGGAGGAAGGACCUGUUAUGUCUGCGGUAAGACUGGACACAUAUCCCGUGAAUGCUCAAAAAAUAAUGACUAAAAACAGUCCAUUUAUCUUAUUUUUUUGACUAUUGUUUGGAAAGGGAGGUUUUAUUUUCUGGUAAGGUAGCAUUUAAUUCUAGCAAACUUAAUUCUGUUAAGUAACAUUUAUAUACUUUUCAUUGGUUUAACUAUAUUGGGGCUAAAUCUUUUGUUCAGGGUUUAGUCAGAAGUGAGCAUUUAAAAUGUGUUUAAAUGACUGCAGAUUUAAUAUUAACCUAGGCUCAUUAAAAGAAGCCUAGAUUAGUUAUUUUUGUGUUUUGUUUUAAUAGCUUAAACAACUUAUUCAUACUGUUUAUAAAUCAAGUUUAAAGAUUUUA
Homalodisca vitripennis (glassy-winged sharpshooter) is the source of this 984-nucleotide messenger RNA. Its product is annotated as CCHC-type zinc finger nucleic acid binding protein-like. The transcript is spliced from 2 exons. Lineage: Eukaryota; Metazoa; Arthropoda; Insecta; Hemiptera; Cicadellidae. Gene Ontology annotation, molecular function: nucleic acid binding; zinc ion binding. The record is from RefSeq and is a predicted model, not a curated record. Bases 177 to 665 code for a protein of 162 amino acids.